CGCGCUCUUUCCACUCCAUAUCUCCUUCCUGUGUGCACGUCCCUUUCAUCUGGUGGCUCCAGCGUGACAAGCUGCCGCUGAGGAAGCCCCUGUCGGGAGCAUAAGUGGAGGCAUCAGCAGGAUGGCCUCGGCAAGUCGCUCCCCUCCCGGGCCUCAUCUGCCUAACGAUCAUCUCCUCCUCCGAAGUUGUAUGCAUGAAAGGCGAGUGGAAACUUCACUAAAAUGAAGGCGACUGAGACACCACAGAAGGAACUGCAUCCUUCCGGAGACUUACGAAAAUAGGACAGAGUCAGGCUGGAGGCAAAUCUGGAUCUGGGCCGCUCCUGGACCAAGAGAGUGAAGCAGAGGGUGAGUGGAUGGACAGGAGGAGGAGGGAAUGAGGUGGGAACACAGGAUCCUUAGAGGAGAGGGCGGACGCAGCGAGGGAGUGGUAGCGGAGAGAGAGGACUGGCUCUGAUCGCAGACAGGUCAGUGACCAGUUCUCUAGCAGUGAGGCCUGGAGAUGAACUCCUUUGUCUUUGGAGCCUCAUCCAUAAAAUAGACGUUGCUGGGCGGAGGGCAUGAAGCCGUGUAUCUGAAGGCACUGUGCCUAAGGGAGUAGUUCCCUUCCUGAGCCCUGUCUUUAUGCACCUGAACAGGCUGUGGGAGGGGUUCUGUCCUGCAUUCCUGGGACAAGCCAGUGAGGUAAGAGAAUCCAGAGGGCUUGUGGCCUCACUGCCUGUCCUCGCCAGCUGUCCCCUCUGCUCCUGUAGAAUCAGUGCUGGUCUCCGUCUAUGUACAUCUGGACUUUUCAGAUAAGACCUGGCCCCCUGCGGUCUCCAGGACCCUGGAUCUCCCUGCUGCCUCAGCUUCCUCUGCUCCAAGGCCUCUUCUCACUGGCCUCAGACUCACAACAGGUACCGCUUCUGUGGGAAGGGGUCUGAGAGUGAAUGAACAUGGGCUCCUGGGCCUCCUGCAGCCAGCUUGCCUGAGAUGCUGGGAGCCCCUCUGUGUUUCCUGGAGGAAGAACUGCCUGGUUCUCUCUCUAUGGCCCAGCUCCUUCCUCACCUCCCUACCAGACAGACCCUUCCCUGCCUGCCCCAUCCCCCUAUCUUCUAGCUUUGGCUGAUGGCCCAAGGAACAGGCAAUAGGGCCCAGACCUCCACCUUCAGCCUAUUCUCUUGCCUCAUGUGACCUCUGCUGCUUCAAGUCCUGACUAAGGGGGUAGUCCCGAUGUGUGGGCCUGACUGAGGCACGUGGAGUUUGGGGAUUGGGCCAGAUACCCAGCCCUAAAGCCUCUCAGGCAUCGGGCAGGUGUUGGCCCUACCUGCCUAGCUGCGUCAGACAGUCUGCCCACUCCCUCUUCCCUUCUCUCUGUCACAGAGUGUCAUGUCAACCAUGAGGGGUAUUUCUAUUGUGCUUGCCUCUCUGGGUACCAGUGGAACACCAGCAUCUGCCUCCAUCACCCUCCCUGUCAAAGCCCCCACAACCACCAGCCCUGUGGCUGCCUUAUCUUCAGCCAUCCCGAACCUGGGUACUGCCAGCUGCUGCCACCUGUCCCCGGGAUCCUGAGCCUGAACUCCCAGCUGCAGAUGCCUGGCGACACGCUGAGUCUGACUCUCCUUCUGAGCCAGGAGGCCACUGACCUGAGCUGGUUCCUGAGGCACCCAAGGAGCCCCAGCCCUAUCCUUCUGCAGCCAGGGACACAGGUUUCUGUGACUUCCAGCCAGGGCCAGGCUGCCCUCAGCAUCACAAACAUGUCCAGUCACUGGGCAGGUGAGUACAUGAGCUGCUUCGAGGCCCAGGGCUUCAGGUGGAGCCUGCACAAGGUGGUGAAGGUGACUUUGAAGGCGACAGAUGUGGCUCGACUUCCAGUCCGGCUGUCCAUCUCCUGUGCCACCUCCCCUGGCUUCCAGCUGAGCUGCUGCAUCCCCAGCACAAACCUGGUCUACACUGUGGCCUGGAGCCCCGGAGAGGGCAGCAGAGCCUUCUCCUUCAAUGAGUCGGGCUCUGAGUGCUUUGUGCUGGCUGUUCAGCGCUGCCCGGCAGCCGACACCACGUAUACUUGUGACCUGCAGAGUCCAGGCCUGGCUCCACUCAGGGUCCCCAUCUACAUCACCAUCAUCCAGGAUGGAGACAUCACCUGCCCUGAGGACUUCUCGGUGCUUACCUGGAAUGUCACCAAAGCUGGCCACGUGGCACAGGCACCAUGUCCUGAGAGCAAGAGGGGCACAGUGAGGCGGCUCUGCAGGGCUGAUGGAGUCUGGGGGCCCAUUAACAGCAGCUGCACAGAUACGAGGCUCCUGGCCCUGUUCGCUAGAGCCAAGCUGCUGCAGGCAGGCCAGGGCAGGCCUGCUGAGGAGGUGCCACAGAUCUUGGCACAGCUGCCAGGGCAAGCGGCAGAGGCAAGUUCACCCUCUGACUUACUGAUCCUGUUGAGCACCAUGAAAUACCUAGCCAACGUGGUGGCAAAGGCCAGAAUACAGCUUGACCGCAGUGUCCUGAAGAAUCUCCUGAUUACCACAGACAAGGUCCUAGAUAUGGAUACCGGUUCUCUGUGGACCCUGGCCCAAGCCCGGAAGCCCUGGGCAGGCUCAACUCUCCUGCUGGCGGUGGAGACCCUGGUGUGCAGCCUGCGUCCGCAGGACCAGCCCUUCGCCUUCAGCUUGCCCAAUGUGCUGCUGCAGAGCCAGCUGUUCGGACCCACAUUUCCUGCUGACUACAGCAUCUCCUUCUCUACUCAGCCCCCGCUACAGGCACAGAUUCCCGGGCACUCCCUGGCCCCACUGGUCCGUAACGGAACGGAAAUAAGUAUUACUAGCCUGGUGCUGCGAAAGCUGGACCACCUUCUGCCCUCAAACUAUGGACAAGGGCUGGGGGAUUCCCUCUAUGCCACUCCCGGCCUGGUCCUUGUCAUUUCCAUCAUGGCAGGUGACAGGGCCUUCAGCCAGGGAGAGGUCAUCAUGAACUUUGGGAACACAGAUGGUUCCCCUCACUGUGUCUUCUGGGAUCACAGUCUCUUCCAGGGCAAGGGGGGUUGGUCCAAAGAAGGAUGCCAGGCACAGGCGGCCAGUGCCAGCCCCACUGCUCGGUGCCUCUGCCAGCACUUCACUGCCUUCUCCGUCCUCAUGUCCCCCCAUGCUGCUCCGGAAGAACCUGCCCUGGCGCUGUUGACUCAGGUGGGCUUGGGGGCUUCCAUCCUGGCGCUGCUCAUGUGCCUGGGUGUGUACCGGCUGGUGUGGAGAGUCGUGGUGCGGAACAAAGUCGCCUAUUUCCGCCACGCUGCCCUGCUCAACAUGGUGCUCUGCUUGCUGGCUGCCGACACCUGCUUCCUGGGCGCCCCCCUGCUGCCUCCUGGGCCCCGCAGCCCACUCUGCCUUGCUGCCGCCUUCCUCUGUCAUUUCCUCUACCUGGCCACCUUUUUCUGGAUGCUGGCACAGGCCCUGGUGUUGGCCCACCAGCUGCUCUUUGUCUUCCACCAGCUGCCCAAGCACCGAGUUCUCCCGCUGAUGGUGCUCCUGGGCUACCUGUGCCCACUGGGGUUUGCGGGUGUCACCCUGGGGCUCUACCUCCCUCAAGGGCAGUACCUGAGGGAGGGGGAAUGCUGGCUGGAUGGGAAGGGAGGAGCGUUCUACACCUUCGUGGGGCCAGUGCUGGCCAUCGUAGGCGUGAAUGGACUGGUACUAGCCAUGGCCUUGCUGAAGUUGCUGAGACCUUCGCUGUCAGAGGGACCCCCAGCGGAGAAGCGCCAAGCCCUGCUGGGGGUGAUCAAAGCCCUGCUCAUUCUCACACCCAUCUUUGGCCUUACUUGGGGGCUGGGCCUGGCCACUCUGUUAGAGGAAGUCUCCACGAUCCCUCAUUACAUCUUCACCAUUCUCAACACUUUCCAGGGUGUCUUCAUCCUAUUGUUUGGUUGCCUCAUGGACAGGAAGGUACAAGAAGCUUUGCGCAAACGCUUCUGCCACGCCCAAGCCCCCAACACCACCAUCUCCCUGGUGAGUUCCUGGCUUCAGAUCCUCAGCUCUCCUCUGAGAGCAUGUCAGAAGGUGUUCCAUGGCCUUCCCCAGAAGACAUGGGCACAGCCAGAAGCUGAGAGAAGACUGGGGUUGGUUUUUAGAAUGAGCAGGUUUCAGGUUCCAGCUUCCCACCGGUGGAGCAAGCAGCCCGGUCAGAGCCGUCAGAAUAGGGUUCCUGGGUUCCUGAUUAUCAUCGGGACUCCUGCUGACUCUCUUGCCUCUGGUUUUUCCAUCUGAAAAUCUGCCUCCAGUUAGCAUUUGAAGGAAAAAUGUGGGAUCAGUACUCACAGGAGUUAUUGUAGCUGAGAGCGCAAUUUCUAGGAUUCCUGUAGCCCAGGCAGGAGUGCAUUUGAGAAAGUAAAAACAGAUACAACCUCUUCAAGGGAGAGUUGACCAGAAUAAUUGCCCUGCAAUUGGGCCUUUCCACCCCUUCCUAGGCCACAAAUGAAAGCUAUAUCUUGGAACACAGUAAAGGCGGAAGUGACACUGCCAGGUGAGAACUCAGCUUUCUCAGGGCAGCCUAAGCAGGGUGGAUUGAGGAUGGUGUGGCAAAGGGCCUCCUGGCAAAGUUCUGGACAGAAGCCUUCUCUUUCCGUACCCAGCCCACACCAAAGGGUAGGAAACAGGUUUUCAGGGUAGCCAGUGCUGGAUGGGUGGGGACGGUGGAAAUGUUGGAGAGCAGAAGGCAUAGCACCUUCUCCUGCUUCCCAAGAAAGCUAAGGGACUUUCACCACCACCAGUCCUUGACUCACUUUCCUGAAAAUUCCUUUUCACGUGAUAACACUUUUAAUUAUCAUGAGAAUCUUGCCUCAAAGGGAUUGCCAUGGGUGGGCUUGGUAUCCAGAGGGGAGGGCAGCCUGCAGAAGCUGGGCUCAGUAUCCAUUCACCAGCCCCGAGCUCUUUCACAGGAAGUCAGAUGCUUCAGCGUGAACCACACACAGAGCCAUGUUCCUGCAAAGGAGUUGAUGCUGUGUACUCUUCCCUCCUCCCAGAGCUCAGCCCUUGAAAAAGGCAGGCUUAUAUUUCCCUUAGUCACACUUAUUUAUCUUACAGCUCACCCUUUCUCAUUUCUAAGUAUCCAGCAAGAAUAGCAGAAAAAACUAGCUAAAGGCUAACUAGCUAAGCCUGCCUUUGCACCAGAAAUUCUCAACAGAUAUUAAAGUGCAGAAUAAUUACGAGGAAACUUUCUCAACCAGUUUUAAACUACAACAGUACAUGUUUUGAAUAG
This is a messenger RNA of Callithrix jacchus (white-tufted-ear marmoset), 5223 nucleotides long. The record is from RefSeq and is a predicted model, not a curated record. NCBI's taxonomy places the organism in Eukaryota, Metazoa, Chordata, Mammalia, Primates, Cebidae.